This is a messenger RNA of Desarmillaria tabescens, 1296 nucleotides long. RefSeq names its product cytochrome P450. Lineage: Eukaryota; Fungi; Basidiomycota; Agaricomycetes; Agaricales; Physalacriaceae. The coding region runs from base 1 to 1296 and encodes 431 amino acids. The record is from RefSeq and is a predicted model, not a curated record. The transcript is spliced from 10 exons. Gene Ontology annotation, molecular function: heme binding; iron ion binding; oxidoreductase activity, acting on paired donors, with incorporation or reduction of molecular oxygen.
AUGCUUUCUUUGGGCAUUGGUCUUGCACUAGUGAUCUCUUUGGCUGUUAUUGCUUGGCUGUCGAAGCCAAAGCAUUUACCUCUACCACCCGGGCCAAAACCUCUACCGAUACUGGGAAAUUUACGUGAUUUUAGGCUCAAGGAGCUCUGGAUAAGCACUACAGCGCGGUCUCAAAAAUAUGGCGACGUCUGCUACCUCCACGUCCUCGGAUGGAGCGUCAUAUUUCUCAGCAGUCCAGAUUCUGCAUAUGAACUUCUCGAUAAACGUGGCGCUAUUUAUUCUGAUAAGCCCCAGCUCGAAACGAUGGGAGAAUUGUCACUGCCUUUAUCAAACGAUGGUGAGAAAUUCAAGCGACAGAGGCGUCACAUGCAGCAUACUCUCGGGCCUCGCAGCAUUCCCUUACCUUCCGAAUACCUCGGUCACAUUCGCAAGUAUGCUGGAAGUCUGACCUUGUCAGUCAUUUAUACACUUCGCGCCACGUCUUCAGAAGACAAGUUCCUUGUUAUAGCUGAAGAAUGCCUGUCCAUCCUAGCAAACGAACUCACAGCCGGGAGUGGAAUUUGGCCAGUGGACUUAUUUCCGCCACUCAAAUAUCUACCUUCGUGGAUGCCCGGAGCUGGUUUCAAGAGAAAGGCAGCUAUUUGGAAGACAAAAAUGAAGAACUUCGCUGACCAGCCUUUUGAGUCUGCCAAAUUGAGCACCCGAGAGGGAACAAUUCUUUCAUCAUUCUGCUCCAAGUUCCUUGCCGACGAGACACUAAGUAACGAGGAAGACGAGUUCAAGCUCAGUGCGAACUCCAUGUUCGCUGCCAGUGCCGAUACCACUGUAACGUCGAUUUCACAAUUUAUUCUGGCUAUGGUCAUGUACCCAGACAUUCUGAAGAGAGCGCAAGAAGAAAUCGACCCAGUUAUUGGCAGAGAUAGACAGUCUCUACCUUACGUCGACGCUGUGAUGUCAGAAGUAUGGCGCUGGGGUGUGCCCGUACCGCUCAACCUGCCUCAUUGCGUAAGACAAGAUGAUGUUUAUCGUGGCAUGUUCAUACCCAAGGGCUCGAUCGUUAACCUUGACUAUUAUAGAGCUAUACUCCGAGACAAAACACUCUUUCCCAAGGCCGACGUUUUCGAUCCAGACCGGUUUGGUCCUGAUGUUGAGUCGGAGUUGAGAGAAAAACGCGAUCCCCGAAACUACAUUUUCGGAUUUGGUAGAAGGCGAUGUCCAGGUGCCGACUUGGUUGAAUCAUCAAUCUGGAUCCUGAUUGCUACCAUGAUUGCGACGCUCGACAUCAAGAAUCAGUAG